AAGUGUAAUGGAGUUUGGAGGAAACCUUGUGUACGUUGGUCGGACAGACGAGGAAGAGGACAUACCUGAGGAAGAUGAUCUUGAGGAGAAGGAAGAAGAAGCUGAUCCUCAAAAUGGAGAUGAAGAGACAUGUUGCUUGGAUAUUCUGGACACAGCAGGCCAAGAAGAGUACUCCUCUACAAGAGAGAUGUACAUGACAUCAGGGGACGGCUUUAUGAUUAUCUACAGCAUUACAAGCAGAUCAUCCUUCAAUGAAGCUUCAGCCAUUUAUCGUCUUGUUCAGAAAAUUAAAGGCAUGGAAAAUUCACCUGCGAUUCUUUGUGGGAAUAAAAGUGACCUUGAACAUCAGAGGGAGGUAUCAUUUGAAGAGGGGAAGAAAUUGGCAGAUACUUUGGGUAUUCCUUUUACAGAAACAUCUGCAAAAACAGGAAGCCUUGUCCAGGAGGCAUUUGAGAAUCUGGUUUUAGAAAUUCCGGAACACAAAGCUACACACAAAAUUGUCAUGCUCGGGGCUGGUGCUGUAGGAAAAUCUUCACUGACACUUAGAUUUGUAGCAGACCAAUUUGUUGAGGACUAUGAUCCAACCAUAGAAGACUCUUAUCGUAAAAUGGUCAAAGUGAAGGGAAAACGAAGAAAAGCUGAGGAAGAAGAACAAGGAAGACCCAGAAAACAAGUGUCCAGGGUACGAAGUUUCAUCUCCUCCAUUAGUGGAAUCUUUUCCCGUAGAUUGUCCCGACCAAGGUCAGCCACAGCAGAAGACUUACCCGUACAGCAGAGGAGAGGUGACACAAGGAGAGGGCCCCCAAGUCGACGGAAGUCAGCCCCACCCAUACGAUCACCUACCAAGUCCAAGAAAACCAUAAAAUGUCAGAAAGCAGACACUAAUGUCAUCCUGGUGUCCAUGAAGGAUCUUGAUCAGAUGGACAAUGUUGCUACGGGUGACCCGGUGUAUUGCGAUGGAUGUCAGGUUGUGUUGUCUUGUAUCUCUGAGACACAACAAGAUGGAGACAAACUGUUGUGGAAUUGUGAAUUCUGUGGACAUAAAAAUGUCUCCACAGAGGUCAGAAAAGAAGAAAUUCCUAAAUCAGACACCAUAGAUUAUGCCCUUUCUGCACCAGAAGAGCAAGCUGCUACAGAAAAAGAAACUGACAAGACAGAGGCUACAAAACCAGCAACAACAGGAAGUGGAUACGUGGUGUACUGUCUGGAUAUCAGUGGAUCUAUGGGGGGAGUCACACAGCUUCCCGAAUUACAAGCUGAAUGGAAGAGACAGAGAGACGGGGAGAAUGCUUCUGGCAGUAACAGUGUUACUCGACUUCAGGCCAUACAAGAGGCACUCCUAAGGCAGCUAGAGCGACUGCACCUGGACAAUCCAGAGCGGCGAGUGAUCUUCUUGACAUUUGAGUCAAAGGUGGAGGUCUAUGGAGAUUGUUCAGACAACACAAUACAAACUGUGCCUUCCACCAUCCAUAAUGAGUUUGAGCCAUUACUGAACUACGGAGAAAAGUAUUCCACAGAACAUCAGAUCAAGCCUUUAACAGAAUCCUACCAGAAAAUAGUGACUGAAGUAAAUAAGCUAAGACCGAAGGGUUGUACCAGUCUCGGCCCUGCCCUUUCUGCUGCCUUGGGGAUUGUCAAUGGUUCUGUGGGAUCUGAGAUUAUUUUAUGUACUGAUGGGGCACCAAAUGGAGGCAUAGGCAAUUUGAACAGGGAUCCAAAUUUCUAUGUGGAGGCUGGGCAAUAUGCCAAAAAGAAGAACAUAACUAUUUCCAUUCUUGCUGUGGAAGGGGAGAGAACUGGGUUGGAGAAAGUUAGCAAAUGUGCAGAUAUUUCUGGAGGCACUGUAAAUGUGCUUAAUCCCCUGGAAAUUUCUCGGCAGCUUCGACUCAUCUCGCAAAAUUAUGUCAUCGCUACAUAUGUAACGGUCACUCUUUUUCUCCAUCCAGAGCUGGAAGUUGAUGACCCUAGGUUCCCUAAGGGCAGUAGCAAGAUAAUUAAGGAGGUGGGCAGUGCUACAAAAGAUACUGAUAUGACAUUCUCAUUUAAGUUGAAAAAUCCUGGGAAAAAAUUGGACAUUGAAAAAAUACCAUUCCAAGUACAGAUUUCUUACACACUAAAGGAUGGCAGAAACAUGUUGAGAACCAUUAGUAAAGCACUAUCUACCACAGACAACAGACAGACCAUGGAGGAAGCAAUGAAUGUAAAUGUGGUUGGCACUGCUGUAGUCCAGAAGACUGCUUACUUGGCCAGUAAAGGAGAUAUUGAAGAUGCUCGCUCAAAAUUAUUGUCUUCAAGAAGCAUGAUUUCCAAAGGAUCCAAAAAUUUACAACAGCGGGAAGACAAAGUAGCAUUUAUUGAGGAGAGCAGAUCGUUAUCACAAGUAGUUAAUAAGCUUCAUAAGGAAAGACAGGCAAGUUCUUUGUCAGCUUGUGGUUUCUCAGACCUGGACACAGCUGUUCUGCAGACCAAUGUCAUGAAGUCUGCCUGCAAAUUAUCUGGGGCAUCCAAUAAAAUGCAGCACGUCAAGAGACGUGUGGAGAAAAAUAAGGCACUCUCAGAAGCAUACUAUGGAUAUCAACAAACAUGAACCAUUUCAUUAAAUUUUUUGGUGAAA
Messenger RNA from Saccostrea echinata, 2614 nucleotides. Its product is annotated as circularly permutated Ras protein 1-like. The record is from RefSeq and is a predicted model, not a curated record. Bases 8 to 2587 code for a protein of 859 amino acids. Lineage: Eukaryota; Metazoa; Mollusca; Bivalvia; Ostreida; Ostreidae. The transcript has 15 exons. Gene Ontology annotation, biological process: intracellular protein transport; signal transduction; endoplasmic reticulum to Golgi vesicle-mediated transport. Gene Ontology annotation, molecular function: GTP binding; GTPase activity; zinc ion binding. Gene Ontology annotation, cellular component: plasma membrane; COPII vesicle coat.